GGGGGGAACAGACAUGAAUACCUCCACUUAAUGCUUAUGGCUAUUCCUUCCAGAUGUAUCCACAUUAAUGCCACCACCUCUGGACUGUACUGACUAUGAUUUCUCACUUGGUGAGGAGGUGGCCUUUGGCUCCUGCACCCCGCAGCUGCAGAGUAGUGUGCUGGUGCAGGUGCCCCCACAGCACCUGUCUUCCCCUGAGCCAUGCUGGAGAGACCUGGCAGACCAGCACCAGAAAGCAUUGGGAGACGCCCUGGAAGCAAACAGCCAACUGCAGGAGACCCUCACACAGAGGCAGGAAGAGCUGGUGACACUGCGGGAGAGCAACGUGCAGCUGAAGGAGCUGGCGAGUCAGGCCAGGAAGCUGGCCGCUGUCCUUGACACGCUGAUGCUCCCGCAAAGCGCCGACGUCACAGCCCUUUCUUCUCCUCCUCGUCCUCCUCUUCGUCCUUUACCUCCUCCUCCCGCCGCUGCUGCUGCCGCCGCGGCCCCGGCCGGGAGCGGCCGCCGCGGCCCCGGCCGGGAGCGGCCUGGAGGGUGCGGGGGGCGUGGACGCCAUGCUGCGCUCCGUGUCGGAGAAGUGCCGCGCCGCACUGCGGAGCCUGGGGGGCAGCUCGGGGGGCAGCCCCGGGGGCAGCCCGGGACACAGCCCGGGGCACAGCCCGGGGCACAGCCCGGGGCCAUCCGCACCCUGGCCUUCCCGCAGGGAAACGCCUUCACUCUGCGCACCGCCGCCGGCGGGCACCGCUUCCGAUGGGUGCCGCGCUGA
This is a messenger RNA of Ficedula albicollis (Collared flycatcher), 766 nucleotides long. RefSeq names its product multiciliate differentiation and DNA synthesis associated cell cycle protein (gene MCIDAS). Gene Ontology annotation, biological process: negative regulation of cell cycle; negative regulation of DNA replication. Bases 68 to 766 code for a protein of 232 amino acids. The transcript has 4 exons. Gene Ontology annotation, cellular component: nucleus. The record is from RefSeq and is a predicted model, not a curated record. NCBI's taxonomy places the organism in Eukaryota, Metazoa, Chordata, Aves, Passeriformes, Muscicapidae.